Molecule: messenger RNA, 4090 nt
Organism: Aethalodelphis obliquidens (Pacific white-sided dolphin)
Lineage: Eukaryota; Metazoa; Chordata; Mammalia; Artiodactyla; Delphinidae
Gene: MEI1
Product: meiotic double-stranded break formation protein 1
Exons: 31
Coding region: 75-3896 (1273 amino acids)
Biological process (GO): meiosis I
Source: RefSeq, a predicted model, not a curated record
CGAGCUCUGCCAAGUGCGCCUGCGCAUGAACUGCGCGGGAAAAGGUGCUGCCGUGGUAGAACGCAAGCGGAGAGAUGUCUGUGAGGGAGCCUGCGGCAGGCCUUCCCAGGCCCGGGAGGGACGAAGAGGCGGCGCUGCUCUUUGAGAGGGCCCAUUACCGGCACGACCCGCGCUGGCUGCUGCCCGUGCCCCCACGCCUCUGCCUGGCCUGCGCGCUGGAGCUGCUGCCAGAGCCUAGCGUAUCGUUGGUGCGCAAGAAGCACGUGCUGUCCGGCUUCCGAGAUGCUCUCAUGAGGCAUGCCUCCCUGGUCAUGCAGCUGGUGGCUCAGGAUCAGAGAGUCUGUAUCCACUUCAUAAGCAUGCUUUUCGGACUGUUAUGCAAUGUGGAGGAUGGGAGUAUAACAGACCUCUGUAUUGAAGUCCUUAUCCAGCUUACAACUCAGCUGAAGUUGGAGCAGACCAUUCAUUGCCUGCUGUAUGAGUGUCACAAAGAGCUGUGUAACAUGCCCUCCAUGCGAGGCAGCCUGGCCACCCUGACCCUUCUCGGCAAGUUGGUGGAUGCGAUCCCUGCUCUGGCAGACAAGCUUGUGAUGGAGCACAGUGACCUGAUGGAACAUCUGUUGAGAGGUUUAGUAUACCCCAGUGAGGGGGUGCAAGCUUCUGUCUGCUACCUUUAUGGGAAGCUGUACUCCUCACCAGUUGCAGCCGAGAUGCUUUUGGGCCAUUUCCGGGAGAAACUGUGUCCUCUCUUCCUUUCCACCAUGGAUGGUGCCCAGACAAAGGAGCUAAAGAUCAACUGCUUGGGUUUGCUGAGGCAGCUGCUGAAGUAUGACCUCUUUGUGUCCAUGAUCAUGAACAAAUCUGCGCUGGUGGAAAGUACUGAGAGUGUUGAGGGGCCACCAGGAGAGACCUCACUGCCUUUGGUGCUCAAAAAGCUUCUCCUUUCCAGAGAUGAGACUCUGCAGGUGGCCAGUGCCCACUGUAUAACUGCAGUACUGGUCCACUCGCCAGCGAAGCACGCCCCAGCCUUCAUCCAUGCUGACAUCCCAGAGUUCCUCUUUGAGCAUCUUUCCUCUUCCAGUGAAGUGCUUGUCUGGUCCAGCUACAACUGCUUGAUACUUCUGGCAGAAGAGCCACUCUUCUUUUCCAAGUGCCACACGGUGUACGGGAUCGAGUCAGUGGUGAGGAGCCUACAGGGAAUCCUGAGGAUGAACAACACCGAGCUGCACAAGCAGGGCCUGCUGCUCUUUGCUCAGAUCCUGACUCGGCAGCCAGAGGAGAUCAAGCUGUUCCCAAGCUCAGCCCUGUGCAGAGAUGCUGGCCGUGCCCUCCAAGAGGCAGUGAACAGCCCUGUGCUGGAGGUGGCUGCUGAGGCAGUGAAGGCCAUUUCUGCCUUUCUGAGGAAGGAUCAUCAGAGUGCUCUACCUGUGCUGUACAAGGAGCUGCAGGCCUUGCUCAAAGCCAUGCUGAGCCGGUGUGCAGAUUUUUCCCAGAUCCCGUUGAACUGGAGGCCCCUGGGCCAUGCCUCCAGUAGAGAUUCGGAGAAGACCAUUCUUCGAAGAGGAAGCUUUCUCCUGAGCACUCUGGAGGGAUUUAGAAAUGCCUGCAGGUUGGCUGUGGAAUUCCAGAGCGAACCUUCGGCCCAGGAGAAUCCAUUCACAGCUCCCAGUGCUGAGAAAGAAGACACCUUGGAGGCCUUCUCAGAAUUUCUUCUCAGUGCCUGUGACUCCUUGUGUAUCCCCAUGGUGAUGAGGUACUCGGAACAGGCCACUCAUCCAGCCUUGAUGGAGGUUUUCCUCUCAGUUCUGCACAGCCUUUUUGUCAUCGUCCCCCAUAUGAAGGAGGAAUUCUCCAAGAAGCUUGCUGCCUCAUCCUUCAUACAACUGACCCUGGAACUGAAGGCCAGGUUCUGCAGUGGCCUGAGUCACUCAGCCCUAAACCAGGUGUGUUCCAGUUUCCUCUACUACAUGUGCAUCAACCUCCUCUCAGCUCCAGAGAAGACAGGACCACCUUCCCAAGAAGAACUAUCUGCAGUGUCUGAGCUUCUGCAGCAUGGGCUGCCCCAGAUAAGCAGCAGGAGCCCUGAAAGCCUUGCUUUCCUGUCGGAUCGCCAGUACGUGGAGGGAGCCACUCGCCAGAGACAGUACUGCAUCCUGCUCCUCUUCUACCUGGCCUACAUUCACGAGGACAGGUUUGUCUCAGAGGCAGAGUUAUUCAUGGCUGUGCGAAGCUUCCUCCUGUCUCUGCAGGACCAGGGUGAAUGCCCUCCACUGGUGGUCUUCAGAGCUUCCAUCUAUCUACUUGCAAUCUGCCAGGACAAAGACGGUGCGCUAGAUGAGGCUGUGGUUGGCGCCAUCAGAAAACUACUAGAGGGCAUCCCGGACCUGCACCUAGUGUACACCCACCACCCCCUCCUGCUCAGGUUAUUCCUGUUGUAUCCAGAGCUGAUGAGUAGGUUUGGGCACCGUGUCCUGGAACUUUGGUUCUCCUGGGAAGAGAGCAUCUGUGAGGAGCUGGAUGAUGUCGCCUCUGCUGGGCAGCCCACCCUUCCCGCCAGCUUAGCAGCCCUGUUUCAUGUGCUCAGAAGCAGCCCCAGCACCCUGCUCAUUUUGCUGGACCUCAUCUAUUCCAGUCCAGUGGACACAGCCCGCAAGGUACUGAUCGUCCUGAGGACCUUUUUGAGGAGGAAUGAGGAUGUCCAAGUGGGUGGUCUCAUCCGAGGCCACUUCCUGCUGAUCCUACAGCAUCUGCUGGUGGAACAUGGGUCCUCCCCAUCAGAAGCCUCGGGGAACCUGCCUUUGCUGCUGAGCCUCCUCUCCUUAGUGCAGCUGAGAAACGAGUCAGAGCAAGAACUGGACAGCAUGGCCAUGAAGCUCCUUCACCAAGUGAGCAAGCUGUGUGGGAAAUGCAGUCCCACUGACACGGACAUCCUGCAGCCCUCCUUCAACUUCCUGUAUUGGAGCCUUCAUCAGACCACGCUGAGCAGUCAGAAAAGAGCUGCUGCAGUGCUCUUGAGCAGCACGGCCCUGAUAGAGCUUCUAGAGAAGACGCUGGCCCUCACCUGGGCUGAGGAGGGCUCCCCCAGGACCGAGCUCCUCUGCUCCGCCUGGCUGCUCACUGCCUCCUUCUCUGCCCAGCAGCACGAUGGCAAUCUGCAGGUUCAUCAGACACUGUCUGUGGAACUGGACCAAGUAUUGAAGGCCCUCAGCUUUCCGAAGAAAAAGGCUGCGCUGCUCUCAGCUGCCAUCUUACGCUUCCUGCGGACAGCCCUGCAACAAAGCUUCUCCUCUGCCCUGGUUGCUCUGCUGCCCUCAGGGACCCAGCCACCGCCAGCCCCUGAGGACACUGUCCUGGCUCCACUGGGAACAUCACAAGUGCUGUCCCUGGUCAUCGGACUGCAGAACCUCCUGGUUCAGAAGGACCCUCUGUUGUCCCACGCUUGUGUUGGCUGCCUGGAGGCCUUGCUUGACUACCUGCAUGCCCGGAGUCCAGACGUCGCACUCCAUGUGGCCUCCCAGCCCUGGAAUCGGUUUUUGCUAUUUACCCUCCUGGAUGCUGGAGAGAAUUCCUUCCUCAGAGCUGAGAUCUUGAGGCUCAUGACCCUGUUUGUGCGGUUCCGGAGCAGCAGCAUCCUCUCUCGUGAAGAGGUGGGCCAUGUUCUGCAAGGCGCAGCUUUGGCUGACCUCUCUACCCUCUCCAGCACCACACUCCAGGCUCUGCGUGGCUUCUUUCUGCAGGUCCAGAGCAUGGGCCUCCUGGCUGAUCAUAGCAUGGCCCAGACCCUGCAGGCCUCCUUGGAGGGUCCUUCCCCCAGGGCCUCCACGGCCCAGCCGCCCCUACAGGACAUGAUCUGCCUGGGAGGAGUGGCUGUAUCCCUGUCCCACAUCAGAGACUGAUCUCAGGACCUGAAGGCCCAGAAACAGAACUGAGACCUGGAGAAGACAAAGUCAGGGCACACUGGUUUGGGGGAAAUGGAUGACAACUGCAGCCGUGCAUCUGGAGCCAUUUACUCCAUUGUUGAAAUAGGAAAUAGUGAUAUACUCAGAUGCCUGUGUGGGCUCUCCAAAAACAUUUCCCUUUGGACUUACCU